This is a messenger RNA of Thlaspi arvense, 870 nucleotides long. NCBI's taxonomy places the organism in Eukaryota, Viridiplantae, Streptophyta, Magnoliopsida, Brassicales, Brassicaceae. The record is from the annotation of a GenBank genome assembly.
AUGAUGAGUCAAGAUCAUGAAGUUGGGAGCGAUCAGACGCAAAUCAUAAAGGGGAAGCGAACGAAGCGACAGAGAUCAUCUUCGUCGACGUUUUUGGUGGCGGCGACGACUACCGUCACUUCCACAAGUUCAUCGGCCGGCGGUGACGGCGGAGGAAGAUCAGUUUCCGACGAAUACAACUCGGCGGUUUCGUCUCCGGUAACUACAACUGAUUGUACUGAAGAAGAGGAAGACAUGGCGAUUUGCCUCAUCAUGCUUGCGCGUGGAGCGGUUCCAUCGCCGGAUCUCAAGAACUCGAGAAAAGCUGACAGAAUUCUUCUUCAGAAGAUUUCAUCGGAAAAUUCUAGUUUCUAUGUGUACGAGUGUAAAACAUGUAACCGGACGUUCCCGUCGUUUCAAGCGCUCGGUGGACACAGGGCGAGCCACAAGAAGCCGAAGAAUUCAGUAGACGAAAAGUCUAAACUACCCUUGAUGCAGCAAAAGUCUAGUGCCUCAGAGGAAGGGCAAAACGGUCUGUUCAAAGUUUCCGGCCCAGCCCUAGCUUCACAGGCAAGUAACAUCAUCAUCAACAAGGCAAACAAAGUACAUGAGUGUUCCAUCUGCGGCUCUGAGUUCACUUCCGGACAAGCCCUCGGUGGCCACAUGAGGCGGCACAGGACAUCCACGACUGCGGUUAUACCAGCCGCUACAGCCGAAGUUAGCAAAAACAGUACAGAGGAGGAGACUGAUAAUUUAGACCUUUCGAUGAAACGGAGGAAAUAUCUACCGUUGGAUCUUAAUCUACCGGCACCAGAAGAUGAUCUAAGAGAGACAAAGUUUCAAGGGAUAGUGUUCUCAACCACACCAGCGUUAAUAGAUUGCCAUUACUAG